AUGAAUGUCAGUUCCCCACCCCCAUGUGGUGAACUACCAUUCGACAGGGUGAUCAAAACAGUGAGGGUCCGACAAUUAGACACACUUCGUUCUCUAGUAGAGGACCCUCGGUUGGAUAUCAAACUCAUUCAGCUGGUUAGAGACCCUCGAGCUAUCCUUGCAUCAAGGAUGGUGGCCUUUGCCAGAAAGUACCAGAACUGGAAAAGUUGGGCUGUGAAUGGGGAUGUUCCUAUAGAGGACGAAGAGGUCAAACGUCUUGAAGGAAACUGUAACAAUAUCCGCAUCUCUGCCGAGUUGGGCUUAAGUCAGCCGAAAUGGCUGAAAAACCGUUAUAUGCUAGUACGUUACGAGGAUAUAGCCAGGUACCCCAUGCAGAAAGCAGCAGAAAUGUACAAUUUCACAGGGAUUCCAAUGAUGACACAAGCACGAGAUUGGAUUCUCAAAAACACGCAUUCAUCAACCGAAGCAAGUGGCGUGUAUUCCACCCAAAAAAACUCUUCAGAACAGGUGGAGAAAUGGCGGCUUAGUAUACCAUUCAAACUGGCCCAAGUUGUACAGAAAGUUUGUGGACCGACCAUGAAACUUUUUGGGUAUAGGUUUGUUGACAGUGAACAGACACUAUUGGACAGAUCUUUUAGUUUGCUUGAACAAAAACAAUUUAUUUAG
Messenger RNA from Sinocyclocheilus grahami, 666 nucleotides. Its product is annotated as carbohydrate sulfotransferase 3-like. The coding region runs from base 1 to 666 and encodes 221 amino acids. The record is from RefSeq and is a predicted model, not a curated record. The transcript has a single exon. Lineage: Eukaryota; Metazoa; Chordata; Actinopteri; Cypriniformes; Cyprinidae. Gene Ontology annotation, biological process: N-acetylglucosamine metabolic process. Gene Ontology annotation, molecular function: chondroitin 6-sulfotransferase activity; N-acetylglucosamine 6-O-sulfotransferase activity.